This is a messenger RNA of Gambusia affinis (western mosquitofish), 2156 nucleotides long. RefSeq names its product beta-carotene oxygenase 1, like (gene bco1l). The record is from RefSeq and is a predicted model, not a curated record. The coding region runs from base 183 to 1757 and encodes 524 amino acids. Gene Ontology annotation, biological process: retinal metabolic process; carotene catabolic process. The transcript has 11 exons. Gene Ontology annotation, molecular function: beta-carotene 15,15'-dioxygenase activity; carotenoid dioxygenase activity. NCBI's taxonomy places the organism in Eukaryota, Metazoa, Chordata, Actinopteri, Cyprinodontiformes, Poeciliidae.
AGUUUCUGAUCAUAAUUAGAGGUUGGUUAGAGAAAGCUGAGUGUUACGGUAGAAAACCGACCAAAGUCCGGUCCGGCCCGGUCCGCUUAUGCAACGAAGUCCUGGAUCGGAUCACGUGGACUGCAGCCGGCUUAAAGGAGGCGGGAUCCACAGUGGCGCCGGCCACACUGCAGGACCGCAGCAUGCAGGACAUCAUCGCCAGGAACGGGCUGGAGACCCCAGAGCCGCUGAAGGCUGAGGUCAAAGGGUCGAUGCCGCCGUGGCUCCAAGGCACUCUGGUGCGGAACGGACCCGGACUUUUCUCAGUGGGGAAAUCCGAGUACAACCACUGGUUUGACGGCCUGUCGCUGAUCCACAGCUUCACCUUCCACAACGGGGAGGUGACGUACCGGAGCAAAUACCUGAAGAGCGAAACCUACAGGAGGAACAUGAAGGCCGAUCGGAUCGUCGUGUCCGAGUUCGGCACCAUGGUUUACCCCGACCCCUGCAAGAACAUCUUCGCCAGGGCAAUGACACAUUUCCGCAACAUUGUCCCCGAUUUCACUGACAACAACCUAAUCAACAUCAUCCGCUACGGUCAGGACUACUACGCCUCCUCUGAGGUCAACUACAUCAACCAGGUCGACCCGCUGACCCUGGAGACGGUGGGCCGGACCAACUACAGGAACCACAUUGCUCUGAACCUGGCAACCGCUCACCCUCACUACGACAAGGAGGGCAACACCUACAACAUGGGAACCGCCAUCAUCGGCCUCGGACGUCCCAAAUACAUCAUCUUCAAAGUGCCAGCAGACGCCUCAGAUAAAGACCUCAAGAAGCCGGCUCUGAGAAAGGUUCAGCAGAUCUGUUCAGUUCCUUUCCGAUCCACUCUGUAUCCGAGUUACUUCCACAGCUUCGGCAUGACGGACAACUACAUCGUGUUCGUGGAGCAACCCUUCAAACUGGACAUAGUGAAACUGGCAACCGCCUACUUCAGAGGGGUCAACUGGGGGAGCUGCCUCAAAUUUGAUGAGAAAGACAGUACGUUCUUUCACAUCAUCAACAUAAAGACGGGAAAGGUUAAAUCUCUUCACUACCGCGCCGAUGCUCUGGUGGUUUUCCAUCACAUCAACGCCUACGAGGACGACGACCAUGUCGUGUUCGACAUCAUCGCCUACAAUGACAGCAACCUGUACGACAUGUUCUACCUCCACAACAUGACCAAGGAAACGGACAACUUCAUCCAGACCCACAAGGAGUUCUCCCUGCCGGUCUGCCAGAGAUUCGUCCUGCCGUUGAACGUCCACAAGGAUUCUCCCAAAGGAACCAACCUCGUGACUCUGACAGACACGACAGCGCAGGCGGUGAUGCAAGACGAUGGAUCCAUCUACUGCAAACCCGAUACGAUCUUUGAAGGGAUGGAGCUGCCGGGGAUUAACUACAACUUCAACGGCAGGAAGUACCGCUACUUCUACGGCUCCAGGCUGGAGUGGUCACCUCACCCCAACAAGAUCGCCAAGGUCGACAUCGUCACCAAGACGCACGUCGAGUGGCAUCAGGAGAACUGCUACCCGUCGGAGCCGGUGUUCGUCGCCUCUCCGGGCGCGGAGGACGAAGACGACGGAGUCAUCCUGUCGUCCAUCGUUUCCUCAGAUCCAAGCGUUUCUCCGUUCCUGCUCAUCCUGAACGCCAAAACGUUUGAGGAGGUCGGCCGGGCCUCCAUCCCGGUCCCGGUCCACAUUGACCUCCAUGGACUCUUCAUUCCCGCCAAAUCAUAAAAUAUCGGCAAACCGUUUGGUUUAAAAGCAGAUAGUUACUAUUGAAAUGAAAAUGAAAGGUUUUAUUUUUCUUGUUUUCAUUUUGUAUUCAAAUCUGACUGGUUUUACUGGGAUUUAGUCAUAAAGCAACAUCUAGAGUCAUAUUUCCACAAAGUGUUUACCAAAAUGAAACAAGCUUCAAAAUCCGAGCAUUUAUUUUAUUUGAAAAGUUAAUUUUAGUACUCAAAAGUUUGUAUUUUCAAAACCAGUGUAAAAUAGUUAAACGUUUUUUGCAGGUUUCUUUUGUUUCCUAUAUUUAAGUUCUGUGUUGUCUGCAUAACAUGAAUAUUUUAGAUAUUUUAAGAUACAUUAAUUUAUAAAACAGUAUCUGAGAUAAUAAACUAAGUGAUAUUGAUCUUG